UGGCGGCAGCAGCGCCGGGCAGGGCUGGCGAGCAAGAUGGCGCCGGCGGUGCGGGGGCUGAAGAGCCUGGUGUGGCAGAAGCUAAAAUCAUCAAUAUUUGAUGACUGCAGGAAAGAGGAAGAAUGGAAGAUAAUUCUUUUAGAUGAUUACACUACUAAAUUACUGUCAAUGUGCUGCAAAAUGACCGAUCUACUUGCAGAGGGUAUCACAGUGGUGGAGAAUGUAUAUAAAAUCCGUGAGCCUGUCCCACACAUGAAAGCAAUAUAUUUCAUAACUCCCACCAAAAAGUCUGUAGAUGGACUUAUUGAUGACUUCAUCACUAGAUCAUCGAGCAGAUACAAGGCAGCAUACGUGUAUUUCACUGACUUUUGUCCUGAUAACCUCUUCAAUAAAAUUAAGUCUUCCUGUGCAAAAUCAAUUAGAAGAUGCAAGGAGAUCAACAUUUCCUUCUUCCCGUGCGAGUCUCAGGUGUUUACUCUCAAUGUCCCAGAUGCAUUCUACCGCUGUUAUAGUCCAACUCUGGAAAAGACAAAGGAUAAAGAUGCUGUAAUGCAAGUGAUGGCUGAACAAAUUGUUACCUUAUGUGCCACACUAGAUGAGAAUCCAGGAGUGCGAUAUAAAAGCGGACCAUCUGAUAAUGCCAGAAAACUUGCACAGCUUGUUGAAAAAAAUCUUGAGAACUACUACAAAAUUGAUGAGAAAAGCCAAAUAAAGGCUAAAACCCACUCCCAACUAAUAAUAAUUGAUCGCAACUUUGACCCAGUAUCAACUGUACUUCAUGAACUCACCUUCCAGGCAAUGGCAUAUGAUCUGCUACCAAUUGAAAAUGAUACUUACAAAUACAAAACAGAAGGAUCUGCUGGCAAAGAACGAGAGGCAAUUCUGGAGGAAGACGAUGAGCUCUGGGUGAAGAUUCGGCACAAGCAUAUUGCAGAUGUGAUAGAGGAAAUACCAAAACUUUUAAAAGAAGUUUCAGCAAAAAGAAAAGCAACAGAAGGAAAAUUAUCGAUAUCUGCUCUGUCCCAGUUAAUGAAAAAGAUGCCGCACUAUCGGAAAGAGAUCAGUAGGCAAGUCGUCUAUCUUAAUUUAGCAGAAGAUUGCAUGAGCAAGUUCAAACCUAAUGUAGAAAGGCUCUGUAAAACUGAACAGGACUUAGCUCUUGGAACUGAUGUAGAAGGUCAAAAAGUGAAAGACUCAAUGAGAGUCCUCCUUCCAGUUUUGCUCAACAAAAGUCAUGAGAGCUAUGAUAAAAUUAGAGCUAUUCUGCUGUAUAUCUUUAGCACAAAUGGAACUACUCAGGAGAACUUGGACAAGCUGAUCCAGAAUGUACAAAUAGAAAGUGAUAGUGAUAUGAUAAGAAAUUGGAAAUACCUUCAUGUUCCUAUUAUCUCUUCAUCUGCUGCUCAGCAUCAUAAACAUCCAAGAAGGGACCGUUCCUCAGAAGAAACUUUUCAACUUUCUAGGUGGACGCCUGUUAUCAAAGAUGUUAUGGAGGAUGCUAUAGAAAACAAACUAGAUUCAAAAGACUGGCCAUAUUGUUCCCCGUGUCCUCCUACCUGGAAUGGUUCAGGAGCAGUAAGUGCACGCCAGAAACCUAAAGCUAGUUACCAAGAUGAGCGAAAGAGCGGUGCAAGGCUGAUUGUAUUUGUGAUUGGAGGAAUUACAUACUCUGAGAUGCGCUGUGCUUAUGAGGUUUCUCAAGCCUACAAGUCCUGUGAAGUUAUUAUUGGUUCUACUCAUAUUCUGACACCUAAAAGACUACUGGAUCAAGUAAAGAGCCUCAGUAAACCAAAGGAUAUGGUCUCUGUUAAGGAUGAGUAGAAAUUAUGAUGUUUAUGAUGUAUUUUGAAAGACAAAUAGUAUGUAUAUAUUCUUACAGAACUGACUUUCUGAUACAUGGUCCUGACUAAUGCACUGUCACUGUAAAUUUGCUGCUUUUUUUGGGGAGUAGAAGGCAGGGAGAGGAAAAAAUAAUGUUAAGUUGUAUUUGGUAUAGACAGUGUUACACUGUGCUUUUUCAAAAGGGCGUCUUAAUUCCUAACAAAUGAUGCUGAAAGUUAUCAUGAUUAUGUAUAAACUGGAAUUGUUUUGAUGACUGUGAAACCUUUCUAUAAUUUAUUUCUAAAAAUGACUGAAUUAAAAAGGGCCUAGGUUUGUAGGUAAAAGCUUCAGAAGAAAAUUUGUAAAUAAGAGCUUAUGGUAAAAAUAUUUUGCACAAGUGCAAUGUCUGAAACUGUAACAUUUUCUGUAAAAUAACUCACUUUAUAUGUAACUGAAAAAUCAAAAGUUUUUUUGAGAUGGUGGUGGGUAAGGUAUAAAGUUAAUCAUGGAAGUACUGAGUAGUUCAAACUUUAAUAAAUAACUGGAGAAAUGCUGUCAGCUGUGCACUGAAGUACACUUUACAUGUAAGAAUAUACAGGGAACAUUACUAAAGCUUUUUAAAAAAACUUAAUUGCUUGAAAA
Apus apus (common swift) is the source of this 2463-nucleotide messenger RNA. It is a transcript of the gene STXBP3, whose product is annotated as syntaxin binding protein 3. Bases 37 to 1821 code for a protein of 594 amino acids. Gene Ontology annotation, molecular function: syntaxin binding. Gene Ontology annotation, cellular component: plasma membrane; secretory granule. Gene Ontology annotation, biological process: vesicle-mediated transport; neurotransmitter secretion; intracellular protein transport. The record is from RefSeq and is a predicted model, not a curated record. The transcript is spliced from 19 exons. Lineage: Eukaryota; Metazoa; Chordata; Aves; Apodiformes; Apodidae.